Messenger RNA from Auanema sp. JU1783, 510 nucleotides. Lineage: Eukaryota; Metazoa; Nematoda; Chromadorea; Rhabditida; Rhabditidae. The record is from the annotation of a GenBank genome assembly.
AUGCCGUUCUUAGCUCUUGAGUUCAAGAUGAACAUGGUCGGCGUUACCAACUUGCGAAUUGAAGACCCUAUUGAGUAUCGUUGGUUCAUCAAGGUAAAAUGUACAGGAUGUGGAGAAAUCCCCCAAGUUUGGCAGUAUGUUGUCAUUGAAGAGCUUGUACCUAUCCCAGAAUCGAAAAGUGAGGCUCACUUGGUCGAGAAAUGCAAUUUCUGCAAUCGCGUCAACUAUCUUUGCAUUGUCCCAUCAACUAUGAAUAAUUACAAAAUUGAAAAAAAUCGAGAAUUUCAACAAGUGGUCAUCUUCGAAAGUAGAGGAAUGGAACCUGUUGAGUUCGAUUUGAGAAGUGGUUGGACUGUAGACAGCGUUCACUCUCCUGUUGUUUUCCAGGAUAUUGAUUUGGAGGAUCGGGCAUGGGCCGAUUACGAUGACAGGGAGCAUAUCCCAGUUGAAAUUAAUGAAAUCGAGUAUCGAUUCACUCCUACUACAAUGGGAAAGAAGAAAAAAAGAUAA